Messenger RNA from Botrytis sinoallii, 591 nucleotides. RefSeq lists its product as uncharacterized. The record is from RefSeq and is a predicted model, not a curated record. The transcript has a single exon. Bases 1 to 591 code for a protein of 196 amino acids. Gene Ontology annotation, molecular function: protein binding. Lineage: Eukaryota; Fungi; Ascomycota; Leotiomycetes; Helotiales; Sclerotiniaceae.
AUGGUUAUUGUAGGAUUUGAAGAUGACCGCGGGGGCCAACGUAGAGUAAUAGUUCAGGAUCUAGUUGGAGGUCAUAGUCUUGAUAUCGAACCCAUGCUUUACCCCUCAGCUGAUCAUACUGCACCCGAGCUACAGAAAUGGAGCUGGGGUCAAGAUAAUGAUACUUUCGUUCGACUCGUCACCACGGAUCCAUCGAAAGUUGCGCCGACAUCAGUCCCUGGGCUAACGAUUGAAAGAUCGUUCCCACCUGAUGGCGGAAUUGGGAUGUCAAGUUUAGCAAUUUGGAGUUGGUGGCCUGCGGAAGGUGCGAGUGAUGAAUUAAUGUUUCCAAAGGGGGCGGAGGUAAGGGAAUGUAAGGAUGUCAAUGGAGAUUGGUUUUGGGGAUGCUAUAUGGGCGCCAAGGGAUUGUUUCCUGCACCGUAUGUGAGGGUUUUGGAGGAUUGGGAAAAAUUGCUGGGGUUUAAUGACAGGUCAAAAUAUAGCAGCAUUGUGUUUUCGUUUGGGUUAUUUGCAUAUACUGUUUUGGCUGGAAAUCAUGUUCGGGGUGAAUGGGAGAGAGACACGACGUUUAAUGAUAUGCACGAUCUAUGA